AUGGGUAAAAAGGAAAAGCGGAAGGACGAAGCAGCCGCUACCUAUGACGAAUUCAUAAAAAAGGUCAGAGAAGGCAUUUCUUCUCAUGGAAAGGAGUUUCUGCUCCAAAUACAUGAGAAGCUCAAUGCCUUUGAUGAGCUCUAUACUGAAGAAGAUGACCAGCAACAAGAAAAUGACGAUCAACAAGAAGAAGAGGAUCAAGAACAGCCAGCAAGAGAACUAGAGGAUCAAGAACAGCCAGCAGAAGAACAAGAGGAGGAAAAAGAAGCUCUACUGUCCGAUUUCGAGGACUUAGACGACAUCGCCAAAACCAGACAAGUCAUUGUGGAUAACAAUGACGCCGAAAUGAUCGAUGCCGGACAAGAACCACCGAAAGCCCAGCCAGAAUCUGCCUUUAUCAAGGUGAUUCGAAUUAAGAGGAAGAGGAAGCCAGCAGCCAUGUCUUCUGAGCAAUUGGAGGCCAAGAAACCAACCCCGUCGACACCACCACCAACGCCAACUCCAUCAGCCGCAGUUGUACCAACCACCUCAUCAGCCCCAGCAACCCAAAUGGACUCAGCCGCAGCAACUACCCGGAAGACAUCAAGGACAACCACCACCAUGGAAGGAACAUCUAGGGAGAAGCUUAUGCCACCCAUUGUCUGCUUUAAAUUGAAUGUCGCAGAGCUCAACCGUGUAACCGAGUACAACAAUUUUGUUGUAGAACUGGACAAGGACUGCGACAUCCCAGCAGUCUUCAAGAAAACACUACUCCUGAACCAGAAAAUCCAUUGGAAAAAUUCAGGUCUACCACCAUCACCCAGUGCAAGAACUGCCAGGCGUUUGGACAUGUUGCCAGCAACUGUGGCAUGCGGUACAGAUGCGUCAAAUGCAAGGACCAGCAUUUACCAGGAGAGUGCCCAAGGACGAAGAACAACACGAAGGAUGACAAUGUUUACUGCGUAA
Molecule: messenger RNA, 945 nt
Organism: Episyrphus balteatus (marmalade hoverfly)
Lineage: Eukaryota; Metazoa; Arthropoda; Insecta; Diptera; Syrphidae
Product: histone H3.v1-like
Exons: 1
Coding region: 1-945 (314 amino acids)
Source: RefSeq, a predicted model, not a curated record